Messenger RNA from Styela clava, 3142 nucleotides. RefSeq names its product transitional endoplasmic reticulum ATPase. Gene Ontology annotation, molecular function: ATP binding; polyubiquitin modification-dependent protein binding; ATP hydrolysis activity. Gene Ontology annotation, cellular component: nucleus; cytosol; VCP-NPL4-UFD1 AAA ATPase complex. The record is from RefSeq and is a predicted model, not a curated record. Lineage: Eukaryota; Metazoa; Chordata; Ascidiacea; Stolidobranchia; Styelidae. Gene Ontology annotation, biological process: retrograde protein transport, ER to cytosol; autophagosome maturation; mitotic spindle disassembly.
AAUGUUUUGUCCGUACAGAAUUAAAUUUUAAGUUCUAGAAAAAUCAUUAAUUGUUAUUGCAAGAGAAGAAAACAUGGCUGCUUCUGGAGAAGAUCUUUCAACUGCGAUACUGAAACAAAAAUCCAAACCUAAUCGUCUUAUUGUGCAUGAAACUGAUAAUGAUGAUAACAGUGUUGUUGUUCUAUCUCAAGAUAAGAUGGAUGAGCUGCAACUGUUUCGUGGAGAUACAGUUCUGUUGAAAGGCAAGAAACGGCGUGAGACUGUCUGUAUUGCUCUUGCCGAUGAGAACGUAGCAAAUGAGAAGCUGUGCAUUAAUCGCUGUGUGAGGAAUAACCUUCGUGUGCGACUGGGAGAUAUUGUUAGUGUGCAAGCAUGUCCAAGUGUAAAAUAUGGCAAGAGAAUCCAUGUUUUACCCAUUGAUGAUACAAUUGAAGGCAUAUCUGGAAAUCUUUUUGAUGUGUAUCUGAAGCCUUACUUUUUGGAAGCAUACAGGCCAAUUCGUAAAGGAGAUAUUUUUGUCGUUAGGGGAGGGAUGCGUGCUGUUGAAUUCAAGGUCAUUGAGACUGAUCCUGCUCCUUUCUGUAUUGUGUCUCCAGACACCGUCAUCCACUGUGAAGGUGAACCAAUCAAGCGUGAAGAUGAAGAAGAAGCUCUGAAUGAAGUAGGAUACGAUGACAUCGGAGGUUGUAGAAAACAACUCGCCCAAAUCAAAGAAAUGGUCGAACUUCCUUUGCGUCAUCCUGCUCUUUUCAAGGCUAUUGGAAUCAAACCACCUCGAGGUAUAUUGUUGUUUGGACCUCCUGGUACUGGUAAGACACUGAUUGCACGAGCUGUGGCGAAUGAGACCGGAGCCUUUUUCUUUCUCAUCAAUGGCCCUGAGAUCAUGAGCAAACUAGCUGGUGAAUCCGAAUCUAACUUGAGAAAGGCAUUCGAAGAAGCAGAAAAGAAUGCACCAGCUAUUGUUUUUAUUGACGAGUUAGAUGCCAUCGCACCUAAAAGAGACAAAACCCAUGGAGAAGUAGAAAGAAGAAUUGUUUCUCAACUCCUCACACUCAUGGAUGGAUUGAAACAAAGAACUCAUGUAAUUGUGAUGGGAGCCACCAACAGACCAAACUCAAUUGACGCAGCUUUGAGACGAUUUGGUCGGUUUGAUCGUGAAGUUGACAUCGGUAUUCCGGAUGCAACAGGAAGACUUGAAAUUCUUCGUAUUCACACAAAGAAUAUGAAGCUCGCUGAUGAUGUAGAUUUGGAACAAGUAGCAAAUGAAUCCCACGGUCAUGUUGGAGCUGAUCUUGCUGCGUUAUGCUCUGAAGCUGCACUUCAGCAGAUUCGUGGAAAGAUGGAUUUGAUUGAUUUAGAAGAGGAAACUAUCGAUGCAGAAGUGAUGGAUAAUCUUGCUGUCACAAUGGAAGAUUUCAGAUGGGCCAUGGCACAAAGUAAUCCAUCUGCUCUUCGUGAGACUGUUGUUGAAGUUCCAAAUGUCUCUUGGAAUGACAUUGGUGGUCUUGAUAGCGUGAAGACAGAAUUACAAGAAUUGGUGCAAUAUCCAGUUGAACAUCCAGACAAGUUCCUCAAAUUUGGUAUGACACCAUCUAAAGGAGUACUUUUCUAUGGCCCUCCUGGCUGUGGUAAAACUCUUCUUGCAAAGGCAAUCGCUAACGAGUGCCAAGCCAACUUUAUUUCGAUCAAGGGACCGGAGAUGCUUACAAUGUGGUUUGGUGAAUCUGAAGCCAAUGUUCGUGAAAUUUUUGACAAAGCAAGGCAGGCUGCUCCUUGUGUUCUCUUCUUCGAUGAAUUGGAUUCCAUUGCGAAAUCUCGUGGUGGAAGUGUGGGUGAUGCUGGUGGUGCCGCUGAUCGUGUAAUCAAUCAAAUUCUCACAGAGAUGGAUGGAAUGAGUAAUAAAAAGAACGUCUUCAUCAUUGGUGCAACAAACAGACCUGACAUUAUCGAUUCAGCUAUUCUUCGUCCUGGACGUCUUGAUCAGCUGAUUUAUAUUCCUCUGCCUGAUGACAAAUCUCGAAUCCAAAUUUUAAAAGCAAAUCUUCGCAAAUCACCUGUUGCCAAGGAUGUUGAUCUCAACUACAUUGCAAAAGUGACAAAGGGUUUUAGCGGUGCUGAUUUGACAGAAAUUUGUCAGCGUGCCUGUAAACUUGCCAUCCGUGAGAGUAUUGAAGCUGAGAUAAGAGCAGAGAGGGCAAGACAAGCUAACCCAGACAAUGCAAUGGAUGAUGAAGAUGAUCCUGUACCCGAAAUCCGCAGGAGCCAUUUUGAAGAAGCAAUGAAGUUUGCUAGAAGAUCUGUGUCAGACAAAGACAUUAGAAAGUAUGAGAUGUUUGCUCAAACUUUACAACAAAGCAGAGGGUUCGGGGGCUUCAAAUUCCCAGGGAGCCAACAGUCUGGAAGCAACACUGGGGCAGGAGGUACAGGUCCAACAGGAGCUGGUGACUUAUACCAAGAUGGCGAUGAUGACGAUUUAUAUGACUAGACUCGAUAUGACAAUUUGUUGUGAUAGUAAGAUUCAAGUUAGAGUCAUGAUAACAUAGAUAAAGAAGGCCUCUUCCAAUGUUCAGUUGUACACUAGCUAGCUAUUGAUGAUAUAAUAAUUUAUUGUUGUAUAUAAUGCUUUUGUCUCAUAUGUAUUUGGGUAUUAUUAAUUUGAUGCUUGUUAAGUUCAACCCCUUUAAAGUUUUUGUGAUCAUCCCUGCUUUCUAUCAUUUGUUCCAAAGUCUUAAAUUUAAAAAGUUCCAUUCAUAUAAUUUGGCAUUUUAUCCUUGUGUAGUGCUAUGCCUCUAUUAAACCAUAUCUCCCUUGAGUAAAGCAGGCUUUGAUGAAAAAUACAUCUGAGGUUGAUCUUUUAGAUUUGUAACCAUAAUUUUCAAAAGUUCGAUUCAGUGCUUGGUUUGGCUAACUGUAUUCCUUUAAAUAUCACCUAAUAUCUGACUCAUUAAGAAAAGUGUUUCAUUAUUUAAGCAAUGAUUGUGGAGCAAAAGUACAAAGUACUAGCAAAGCAACUAGUACAGAGUGCCCAUUUCAAUUAACCAAAUAUGUAAUCAAUGAUUUUUGUUCGGACUUGCCCAUCUUUAGACCCCUUAAAUGUUCCUGUGUACCAUAUUCAAAUAAAAUACGCAAUUUGUACAUUUCA